GUUGGAUGAUUAAACAGCAGUUCUCGUUUAAUGCUGCUUCGCUGUACAGAAUAUAUAACGUUAUAUGAAGACUGCGCGUUUAAUUUCAAACAGCAUUUUAAUUUUCAGCGGGAUUUUUAAGAGCGCAGAUUGAGCUGCGUAAAAACCAAACCAGCCCGGCGGUGUUGUGUGAUCGCUCCCCCCAGGUUCAGUUCUGUUAUUAUCGGGAUACCGCUGAACGGAGCAAGAUCUGCGAAAAAAAAAAAAAAAGCCGGUCCGAACCCGGAAUCGGGAGCUUCUAUUAUUUCUUUCAAUUUGGGGGAGAAAAAAAAAAAAAAACCCUUGGAUAUUAUUUUUAUUUUGACGCUGUGAAAUAAGAAACGGAUCAAAAACAAAGGGAACAUAAUCGGGAGGAAAAACAAAAAACCGCAUCGCUUUUGCAGGAGCCCUUUCCGCGUCUGCAGCAGCACGCCGGUAUAGAGAGCACCCAAGCCCCAUCUCAGGAGUACCUGUACCUCAGGACCCCCGGAGUCUCUGCACCAAUCAGGGGGGCUCUUCCAAGAGAUGAGCGGGGUCUGUGUGCCACUGGGCGUGGCCCUGCUUUUGGGGGUGCUGACUGGGGGGUCCUGGGGUCUGGACUGGGACCCUGUCCCCCGCAAGACCGUCCUAUGCAACAGUUUGAAAGGGGUUCGUCGGUUCUCCAGUCCCAAUGUGUUUAACUACACCACCCUGACUCUGGAUGAGGUCUCGGGGUUCCUGUAUGUCGGGGCGCGAGAGGCGGCCUUCGCCCUCGACAUGAACAACAUAGAGCUGGAACGCAAACCCUCGAUUGUGUGGGACGCCCCGGCUGAUAAGAAGACUGAGUGCAUCUCGAAGGGGAAGAACAACCAGACAGAGUGUUUUAAUCACAUCCGGUUCCUGCAGAACUUCAACCGGACCCACAUGUACGGCUGCGGAACCUACGCCUUCCAGCCCAAAUGCGCCUACAUUGACACGUCCCGCUUCACUCUGGAGCUCUCCUCGAUGGAGGAUGGAAAGGGGAAGUGUCCCUACGAUCCAGCCAAGGGCCACACUGGUCUCAUUGUGGAUGGGGAGCUGUACUCCGCCACACUCAAUAACUUCCUGGGGACGGAGCCGGUGGUCCUGAGGAAUGUGGGGGGACACUACUCCAUGAAGACAGAGUACCUGCCGUCCUGGCUCAACGAGCCCGAUUUCGUGGGCUCCUCCUUUGUCCCGGAGAGUGUGGACAGUCCGAUCGGAGAUGAUGAUAAGAUCUACUUCUUCUUCAGCGAACGUGCCGUCGAGCUGGACUGCGACAGUGAUCUGGUGGUGACGAGAGUCGCGCGCGUCUGCAAGGGCGAUGUCGGAGGGGCCCGCACUCUUCAGAAGAAGUGGACCUCGUUCCUGAAGGCUCGGGUCCUGUGCUCCCUCCCGGAGAGGCAGGUCCACUUCAACAGGCUGCAGGCCGUGUUCACACUGGGGCUGGCCGAGGGCUGGCAGCAUAGCUCCUUCUACGCGGUGUUCAGAGCGCAGUGGGGUGAUGUGGAUGUCUCCGCUGUGUGUCAGUACCACAUCAAUGACAUCAAGAAGGUUUUCGACGGCCCCUAUAAGGAGUACCGUGAGCCGGCACAGAAGUGGGGGCGCUAUACCAACCAGGUGCCAGUCCCUCGGCCUGGAGCGUGCAUCACUAACUGGCACCGAGAGGCCGGGUUCAACAGCUCCCUGCAGCUUCCUGACAACACGCUGAACUUCGCCAAGAAACACCCGCUGAUGGACGACAAGGUGAGUGCGCGCCCCCUGCUGGUCAAGAAGAGCGUCAACUUCACUCAGAUCGCUGUGGACCGCGUCUCCGCCAUCGACCACCGCCACUACGACGUGCUGUUCAUUGGGACAGCGGAGGGCUGGCUGUACAAGGCAGUGAGUCUGGGUUCAGAGGUCCAUGUGAUUGAGGAGCUGCAGCUGUUUGAGGAGCCGCAGCCAGUGGAGAGCCUCGCCAUCUCCCACAAAGAGAAGCUGCUCUAUGUGGGCUCUCGUUCCGAGGUGCUGCAGCUGCCCCUGGCUGACUGUGGGAAGUAUCGCUCCUCUUCGGACUGCGUGCUGUCCCGGGACCCCUACUGCGCCUGGGACAGGGAGGGCAAGAGCUGCGUCCGGACAGACAAGCAUCCCAGCCUCUCCUCCCUUGAUCAGGACAUCCUACAGGAAGGGUUCAAGGUGCAGGCGUGGGCUAAAUUCGAACAGAGUCCCAUCCCAAACUCGGACAGCGCCAAGCCGAAGAACGUGACGGUGGUGUUGGGCUCGGACCUGGUCCUGCCCUGCCGGCUGAUCUCGAACCUGGCCCGGCCCCUGUGGCUCUUCAACGACCUCCAGCUGGUCCCGGGGCAGGGCGUCCGGGUCGAGUUCCGACUGGGGGCCCUGGUGAUCGAGGGCGCGGGUGCGGGGGAGGCGGGGCGCUACACCUGCUUGUCCCAGGAGAGGGGGGAGCGCUUCCUGGCCGAGCGCUACGUGGUCUCCGUGGUGGCCAGCGCCCCCGUGUUCAUGGAGCCGCGUGCGCCGGACGGGAGCUUGAGGCUGGUGUGGGUGCUGGUGAUCACUCUGGCCUCCGUCUGCCUCCUGCUGCUGGGCUCCGUGCUUUACCUGCGCAGGAGGCUGAAGCAGGGCAAGGGCUCGGAGCUCAUGAAGCCCCUGGAGAGCACGCUGGUCUACCCCAUCAGCCUGCCAAGGGAGCCCACCCACUUCGUAGCCAGCAAAGGGUCAGACUCGGAGCUGUGGGACAACAGCAGCUAUUAUUACUCGGACGGCUCCUUGAAGAUCGUUCCCGGCCACGCCCCCUGUCCCAGCGCAACCCCGGGCAGCGGGAUCCCCGGCCAGCCCCUCCCCAGCACUGCGGCCGUGAACUCCCCCAACCGGCUCAGCCUGGGCAACAUCAGGGUCUCCGGCAGCAAUGGCUACAUCCGGCUGAACCUGAGCAGCGGAGGGGAGGAGCGGGCGGAAUUCAGCUCUCCCUUCACGGAGGAGCUGCGGAAGACGCUGAAGCAGAGGAGCGUGCUGCCCGACACCAACCCAGAGGAGUCUUCAGUGUAGCCCCUCCCUCCCUCCCUCCUCUCUCUCUCUCUCUCUCCCUCUCCGUGCGAGAGGGACGCAGGCGCCUUGCCUCCCUCGCUCACAUCACUGCUGCCUCUGCUGCUUUUUCUGCUUUUUUGGUU
This is a messenger RNA of Polyodon spathula (Mississippi paddlefish), 3182 nucleotides long. RefSeq names its product semaphorin-4C-like. The record is from RefSeq and is a predicted model, not a curated record. NCBI's taxonomy places the organism in Eukaryota, Metazoa, Chordata, Actinopteri, Acipenseriformes, Polyodontidae. Gene Ontology annotation, biological process: negative regulation of axon extension involved in axon guidance; negative chemotaxis; axon guidance. Gene Ontology annotation, molecular function: semaphorin receptor binding; chemorepellent activity.